Molecule: messenger RNA, 2837 nt
Organism: Echinops telfairi (small Madagascar hedgehog)
Lineage: Eukaryota; Metazoa; Chordata; Mammalia; Afrosoricida; Tenrecidae
Gene: PACS1
Product: phosphofurin acidic cluster sorting protein 1
Exons: 20
Coding region: 1-2199 (732 amino acids)
Biological process (GO): protein localization to plasma membrane
Molecular function (GO): transmembrane transporter binding
Source: RefSeq, a predicted model, not a curated record
AUGCAGCACCCCAACGAGGGCGCACUGGUGCUCGGCCUGCACAGCAACGUGAAGGACGUCUCCGUGCCCGUGGCUGAGAUCAAGGUCCACUCCCUCUCCAGCCAGCCCAUUGACCACGAGGGCGUCAAAUCCAAGCUCUCGGAUCGCUCCCCCGACAUCGACAACUACUCCGAGGAGGAGGAGGAGAGCUUCUCUUCCGAGCAGGAAGGCAGCGAUGACCCCCUGCAUGGGCAGGACCUGUUCUACGAGGACGAGGACCUCCGCAAAGUGAAGAAAACGCGCAGGAAGCUGACCUCCACCUCCGCCAUCACCAGGCAACCGAACAUCAAGCAGAAAUUUGUGGCCCUCCUGAAGCGGUUCAAAGUCUCCGAUGAGGUGGGCUUCGGGCUGGAGCACGUGUCGCGGGAGCAGAUCCGCGAGGUGGAGGAGGACCUGGACGAGCUGUACGACAGCCUGGAGAUGUACAACCCCAGCGACAGCGGCCCCGAGAUGGAGGAGACCGAGAGCAUCCUGAGCACGCCCAAGCCCAAGCUCAAGCCCUUCUUCGAGGGGAUGUCGCAGUCCAGCUCGCAGACGGAGAUUGGCAGCCUAGGCAAGGGUGCCACCAGCCCGAUGGAAUUGGCCAAAUCGACUUGGAUGAAGAACCCAGAUGACAGCCUGCCAGAAACAGACACUCUGGAGAUCACGGACCAGGACAUGUUCGGAGAUGGCACCACCAGCCUGGCUGUGCCAGAGAAAGUGAAAACCCCCCUGAAGUCCAGCAAGCCUGACCUGCAGGGCUCUGCCUCCCCCAGCAAAGUGGACACGGUGCACACACCCCGGCAGAAGAGGAGCACACCCCUGAAGGAGCGGCAGCUCUCCAAGCCCCUGAGCGAGAGGACCAACAGCUCCGACAGCGAGCGCUCCCCUGACCUGGGCCACAGCACACAGGUUCCCAGGAAGGUGGUGUACGACCAGCUGAAUCAGAUCCUGGUGUCAGAUGCGGCCCUCCCAGAAAACGUCAUCCUGGUGAACACGGCUGACUGGCAGGGCCAGUACGUGGCAGAGCUGCUGCAGGACAAGCGGAAGCCGGUGGUCUGCACCUGCUCCACCGUGGAGGUCCAGGCCGUGCUGUCCGCCCUGCUCACCCGCAUCCAGCGCUACUGCAACUGCAACUCAGCGGUGCCGCGGCCGGUGAAGGUGGCCGCCGUGGGUGGGCAGAGCUACCUGAGCGCCAUCCUCCGCUUCUUUGUCAAGUCGCUGGCCAGCAGGACCUCCGACUGGCUCAGCUACCUGCGCUUCCUCAUCGUGCCCUUGGGCUCCCACCCAGUGGCCAAGUACCUGGGCUCCGUGGACAGCAGAUACAGCAGCACCUUUCUUGACUCUGGCUGGAGAGACCUGUUCAGUCGCUCGGAGCCCCCUGUGGCAGAGCAACUGGACGUGGUGGGGCGGGUGAUGCAGUACGUCAGUGGGGCAAGCGUGACGCACCAGCUGCCCGUGGCUGAGGCCAUGCUGACCUGCAAGCACAAGUUCCCCGACGAAGACUCCUAUCAGAAGUUCAUCCCCUUCAUUGGCGUGGUGAAGGUGGGGCUGGUGGAGGACUCUCCCUCUACCACAGGUGACGGGGACGACUCACCUGUGGUCAGCCUGACUGUGCCCUCCACAUCACCGCCCUCCAGCUCGGGCCUGAGCCGAGAAGCCACGGCCACCCCUCCUUCCUCCCCGUCCAUGAGCAGCGCCCUGGCCGUCAUGGGUAGCCCCAACAGCCCGUACGGGGACGUGAUCGGCCUUCAGGUGGACUACUGGCUGGGCCACCCCGGGGGCGAGCGCAGGCGCGACGGCGACAAGAGGGAUGCCAGCACCAAGAACACCCUCAGGAGCGUCUUCCUCUCGGUGCAGGUGUCCCGCCUGCCCCACGGCGGCGAGGCCCAGCUCUCCGGCACCAUGGCCAUGACGGUUGUCACCAAGGAGAAGAACAAGAAAGUUCCCACCAUCUUCCUGAGCAAGAAGCCCCGGGAGAAGGAGGUGGACUCCAAGAGCCAGGUCAUCGAGGGCAUCAGCCGCCUCAUCUGCUCGGCCAAACAGCAGCAGACUAUGCUCCGAGUGUCCAUCGAUGGGGUCGAGUGGAGCGACAUCAAGUUCUUCCAGCUGGCCGCCCAGUGGCCCACCCACGUCAAGCACUUCCCAGUGGGACUGUUCAGUGGCAGCAAGGCCACCUGAGGGCGCUGUCUUCCGGCCACUCGCCCUCCUGGCACUGCCACCAGCCUCAUGGCCUGCAGGCAGGGGACGAGCAGGCUGGGUCACCACACCUGCCCCCUGAAGGACACUGCCAUGGGGGAUGCCCCGCUGCUGCCCCUCCCCCAGGCCCUGGGCAGGGCCGGUUUGCCUCCAGCUGAGCCCCAUCUGCCCUGGAGUAGAGUCCAGGGCCACCCUCCGGUUCUCUUUCUGCCCGUUCCCCUCCCCCCGCCCCCGUGGCACCAGGCCUCCCAGAAAUAGGCAAGGUGGCUUCCUGAAGCCAGGAGGGGAGUCCACAGCACCACCUGCUGCUGCUCCGCCUCCACCCCCCAGGCUGGGCUGGGGCCCCUCCUGCCUCCCAUGGGGUGGGGUCCGCUGAGCGGCCCACAGCUGGCUGGAGGAGGAAGCACUGCCUGCCCCAGGCUGAGCGAGGGUCCUGUGCUGACUGAUGAGGAACCUGCCGCCCGCCCCGUGUCCUGUGUCCCCGAGUGUGCUCUGCCUGCACUGCCGCCCCUGGUCGUCUGGCUCACCCACUGGCUGGCUCACUGUGUGGUCGCCUGUCUUGUGGCUUCCUCCUGCCCUCUCCACCCCCCUGCCCACGCAGCUCUGCCUGGUCCAGUACC